Glycine soja is the source of this 1479-nucleotide messenger RNA. RefSeq names its product protein CHLOROPLAST IMPORT APPARATUS 2-like. Lineage: Eukaryota; Viridiplantae; Streptophyta; Magnoliopsida; Fabales; Fabaceae. The transcript has 3 exons. Gene Ontology annotation, cellular component: nucleus. Gene Ontology annotation, biological process: regulation of DNA-templated transcription. The coding region runs from base 218 to 1342 and encodes 374 amino acids. The record is from RefSeq and is a predicted model, not a curated record.
GUCUACUUAUUGGGUAUAGGGUUUUGCACCUUCUAAAAAGUCAUUAUCUUCCUCGACAAUCCAAUUAGGUAAUAUAAUAGUACUACUACUUGAGAGAGAGCCUUUUCCUGAAGACUGAGACACAAACUGAUAUUUAACUCCAUUUUCCAACCAAAGUUCAAAAAAUCACUUUUCCCACACUUCAAAUACCUUCUUCAAUUAAGAUUUGAACCAAUAAAUGAGUUCAAGCUGCGGAAGAACCCAUGGAUUCAAUUUGGACUUGGCCAAAUCCUCAUCCACCUCAACCCUAACUUCACCCACCUCCUCUCCUUCUUCAACAACAACCUCGGAAACCACCAACUCCCCCCAAUCAAUAAUCUUCACGAAAAAACCUCGUACCCUCCGAAAGCGACCGAACCAAACCUUCAAUGAAGCCGCCACACUCCUCUCCACAGCACAUCCGAACCUCUUCUCAAUAAAAAACCUAAAAAAACCCGAAAAGUUCACCAAACCAGUAACAGAAAAUAUUAGCCACUCGUCAGAACCGUUAUUACUGUUCAGAGAGUGUGAAAAUAACGACAACGACGCGUUCUCUUUUCUCCUUGAAAGCAAACGUGGUUUCCAAACGGAGUCGAACAAGGUCUUCUUCGGCGUGCGAGAGAAUAUUAAUAAGCCUUGCGAAUUGAGCACUUCAGUGCCGAAUUGCGAUGAAUUUGAGAGUGAAGAGUUCGAUUGCCAAUCGAUGCUCGACGAGGAAAUAGAGGAAGGAAUCGAUAGCAUCAUGGGAGGAGGAGGAGGAAGAGUUGAAGAGGAUGAUGUUAAUCGUGCCGCUUCGUGUCACGGCGGUGACGGCGAGAAAUUCGGUUGCGUGAGGGCUCUACGGCGAGAUGAUACGAAGUGGUGGAAUUUUUGUGUGGUUGACAUGCUUCAAAUCUCGCCGCGGAUGAAGCACGCUGCGGCGGAGGAUUUGGUUCCGGCCACCGCAAUGGCAACAACGACCGAGAAGACAAAGACGAAGAACAAGAAAAACAAAAAGGUGGUGAAGAAAUCAACAGAGGAAUUAUCAGAGGUAGCAGUGAGUAAGGGCUUGCGGUUGAAAUUGAAUUACGACGGUGUUCGGAGUGCUUGGUCCAAUCGGGGGUCGCCAUUUGCCGAUGGUUCGCCGGGAAAUGACGUCACCCUACGUUGCUCGUCUCUCGCUCGCGAUUUGAAUAAGUCUAAAAGAAAAAAGGACAUGUCGAUUUCUUGGUGGAGGGAGGGAGGAGUAAGAAAAGCUAGUGUGCUACGCUAUAAAGAAAAGAAGCAGAUCAGACAUCAGUUUAGGAUAGUCAACGCACAUCAACGGCCCAGAAUGAAGGCAUGAUUGAGUUUAAUUGACCAUAUUAGAAAAUUUUUGAUUUGUUAGAAAAACAAGAAAAUAGUAAUAUGCUUUUUUUUUUUUUUCCUUUUUCUCUCUUUCAGAUAUUACAUUCAUGAUAUGUAUUUGAUUAAAAAAGAAGC